AUGGACGCUAUGGAGCUCGGUCGCUUCGCUCAAAUAUACCGAUCAUGUCUUUUCCAGAUCGUCAUCGUCGGUCUGGUCGCGUUUUGUGAACCUGGCAUCUGGACAGCUCUCAACAACCUCGGAGCGGGAGGCAAUGCUAGUCCUAUGCUUAACAAUGCCGCCAACGCUUUGACAUACGGACUCAUGUCGGUGGGCUGCUUCUUGGCUGGUGGAGUCAGCAACAAGAUUACGGCCAAAUGGACCUUGUUUCUUGGUGCCGCAUUUUACACACCUUACGCUGCCGGUCUUUACUGCAACAACCGGUAUGGGAAUGAGUGGUUCUUGCUGCUUGGCGCGGCCCUUUGCGGGAUAGGCGCCUCUUUGCUGUGGGCGAGUGAAGCCGCUAUCGCCGUUGGCUAUCCCGAAGAAGAGAAACGAGGACGGUACGUUGGUAUUUGGAUGGGGAUUCGUCAAAUGGGACCGCUCGUAGGCGGUUCUAUUUCGCUCGCCCUCAACAUCAACACCGCACAUGCCGGCAAGGUCACCUACAAAACCUACCUCGGGCUGGUAGCAAUAUCUGCCUUGGGAGCUCCAUUUGCGCUUUUACUGUCACAACCCCAGAAGGUUAUUAGGAGUAACGGCACAAAGAUCCCUUACAUGAAAAAGACGAGUCUUGCGAUCGAGGCUCGCGCGAUCUGGAAACAGCUCCACAACACAUAUAUGCUUCUCCUUAUCCCUAUCUUCCUUGCGGGACAGUUUGGCGUGACAUACCAAGGGAACUACCUGACAAGCGAGUACCACUUUCUCUGA
Molecule: messenger RNA, 789 nt
Organism: Penicillium chermesinum
Lineage: Eukaryota; Fungi; Ascomycota; Eurotiomycetes; Eurotiales; Aspergillaceae
Product: MFS general substrate transporter
Exons: 3
Coding region: 1-789 (262 amino acids)
Source: RefSeq, a predicted model, not a curated record